AUGAAAUAUUGGAUCUUAUUGUGUCUGACUCUAUUAGUGUCAGUGCAAGGAUUUCCGGAGCAAAGGACAUCGGAAAAACAGUCACAACAAUUAAAUGAAUUGAAGAAAGGAAAUAAAGUACGAGAAACAGCUCGUGAUUGUAAAGAAAAGUGUGCAUCAAGUAUUGCUCAAAAAGCUGCUGCUGAAGCUAAAGCUGCCCAAGCCGCCCAAAAUGCAGCUGGGGCUCAGGCAGCUCAUAUGGUUAAAACUCAACUAGCAGAAAAAGCAUUACAAGCAGCAAAAGCUGCAGAAGCUGCGUUAGCUGGAAAACAGGCUGUUGUGGAGCAACUUCAACAAGAAGUGAAGGAGGCUGAGGCUGUAGUUGCGGAAAAUACUGCUGCUAUCCAUCAGCAACAGGCGGCUGUUAAUGCGGCAGUCCAAGUAGCCCAGCAAGCUACAGCGCAACACAAAAUAUUGGUGCAAACUGUUCAACUAUCUGCUCAGCUUGAAAAAGCAUCACAUUGCGUUUUAGAAAAGGUAAAACAUGGCUUACAAGAAAAAUGUCACAACUUGGCCGAAUCACGAUCGAGAUUAGCUCAUUUACAACACAAGCUACAAUGCGCCUGUGCUGAAUGUGCUGCAACUAAACAAGCUGCCCACUCAGCAUGUGAAGCUGCAAGGGCAGCUUGUGGAAAUGCAAGACGAAAAAAACGAUUAAGUCGAAGAAGCGUAGUAGCGAAUAAAAAAACAAUUCAUCAAAAAAAUGCUACACGUGAAAAUGUUUCGAAUAAAACAAGAUGA
This is a messenger RNA of Melitaea cinxia (Glanville fritillary), 780 nucleotides long. RefSeq lists its product as uncharacterized. NCBI's taxonomy places the organism in Eukaryota, Metazoa, Arthropoda, Insecta, Lepidoptera, Nymphalidae. The record is from RefSeq and is a predicted model, not a curated record. Bases 1 to 780 code for a protein of 259 amino acids. The transcript has 3 exons.